Messenger RNA from Camellia sinensis, 924 nucleotides. RefSeq lists its product as uncharacterized. Lineage: Eukaryota; Viridiplantae; Streptophyta; Magnoliopsida; Ericales; Theaceae. The record is from RefSeq and is a predicted model, not a curated record.
AUGAACGACUCUAUUCAAACUCCAAUAGAGGAACAACCAAAGAGAUCAUUCAAACAAGCCCUUAUAGCAACGAAAAUCAAUGAGAAAGCUUUUGACAACAACCUUGAGAGACUCUCAGAUGAUGAUUUUCUUACAGAUGAGGAAGAUAAUGACGCAAUGGAGGAAGAAGAUCAUAAUCAGUUUGUUGAUCUAGGGUUUCACGUUCCCAUAAUCAGGCUUCAUUCGCGUCUUAUCAAACACAUUCGUAGGCCAUGGAAAGACUGCCUAAUCGUCAGAUUGCUUGGGAAAACUCUAGGGUAUAAACUUCUUUUAUCCAAAUUGAGAAAGAUGUGGGGACUCCAAGAAGACUUUGAAGUAACUGAUCUGGGUUUGGGGUUUUUCUUGAUCAAAUUCGAAAUGAUGGUCGAUUGUAGCAGAGUGUAUACAGAGGGCCCUUGGAUUAUAAUGGAUCACUAUCUGACAGUAAGACGUUGGGAGCACGAUUUUAAGCCAUCAGAGGCAGGAGAAGUGGCCACGACACUAUGGGUCAGGUUUUCCCAGCUUCCAAUUGAGUACUAUAAUGAGAAGGCCCUCUUCCAUGUAGCAAAGGCGAUUGGGAAACCCCUUAAGGUAGAUCUUAAUACUGCCAUGUCUGCUCGAGGAAGGUAUGCACGCGUCUGUGUGGAAGUUGAUCUAACAAAGCCAUUAAUUUCGCGAUUUGCUAUAGGUAAAUAUACUUACAUAGUGGAAUAUGAGCGUUUAUACUAUUUUUGUUUCCAGUGUGGGAAAGUUGGACAUCGGAAAGAGUAUUGCAGUAGUAACAAACCAGUGCUGGAGUUGACGCCAACUACCUCAGUAGCCAUAGCUAACGGUCAUGGUGCUGGUUUAGAUCAAGUUCAAACGGCUAGUUCAUCAGGCAAACAAUCUAUUCCUGACAGAGGGUAG